This is a messenger RNA of Aspergillus brunneoviolaceus CBS 621.78, 855 nucleotides long. RefSeq lists its product as uncharacterized. The transcript has a single exon. NCBI's taxonomy places the organism in Eukaryota, Fungi, Ascomycota, Eurotiomycetes, Eurotiales, Aspergillaceae. Bases 231 to 695 code for a protein of 154 amino acids. The record is from RefSeq and is a predicted model, not a curated record.
GAAAAGACUGAAUUUUGCAACUCGGACUCAUGCAUGCCACAUGAGAAGACACUAUCAAUCAGUCAUCUGGACCACGCGGUGCUGCGUGUGAUGUACAGCUCUGUGUCUGGAAUGAUCCUCUAUGGUAUGUUUUUGUACACCUAGCCUUUCACGCGUAUAGACCAUGAAGUGGCUCAUGUGCUCACUGUUCCACAGAAAGAGGGAUCGAGCAAGGCACCCUGAUCGAAUCGAUGGAUGUGGAUGUCACUCGUCGCUCCUUGGGAUGGCCGUGCAAGCCGUCUACACAGAAGACGCGUCUUCCUCAAUUGGUCAGGAAACGAGCUGAUAAGAAGAAAGGCACUUCAAUGUUGCGAGCACGGCUCCACAUAGUUGUUGAACUUCUUGCACUCCACGCGAUGGCCAUCAAACAACGGUCCAAGAGGAAGUGUUUGACUGACGGUACUCGUACCGCUAAAGUCGUCGCUCGUUCGAUUUCAUGCACUUUACCUGAGCUAGCAAGCCCGGAUGAUGUGGUCCCCCCGCUGUUCGACGCUGUCAUAGCGUUGGACACUUUUGCGAUGGUGAAUAUCGUCUCCUCUUGGAUCGCAACUAUCGUCCCCGAUACUGAAGGGCAGGUAGAAUUGAUGCUGUUAAUGUGGUCGUAUAUCUACAUCAUUCUCAGCGGCAGCCCAAUCACUCUUCGGCUACAGAGCUAAUAUUGACAACAAUACCUGCCAAUGCUGCUUCUUGAUGCUUCGGAAAGGGUUACGAUUGGUAUUGUCAUGCGCCGCUUCUUUUUCACCUGCAUCUAUCCGCUUGUCGUACUAUGCAUGUUUAUUAUGUUCCACCACUAAGAUACCUUUGCAGAUAGUGAUA